Molecule: messenger RNA, 1235 nt
Organism: Ruditapes philippinarum (Manila clam)
Lineage: Eukaryota; Metazoa; Mollusca; Bivalvia; Venerida; Veneridae
Exons: 6
Coding region: 487-1119 (210 amino acids)
Source: RefSeq, a predicted model, not a curated record
AUGAAACGGUCAUAAACACUGAUAAUGUUAAUCUAACAGUAUACAUUACCGUUACAUAAAACUUAGAAACUUUACUUUUUUGUAUUGAAAUAAAAAUUCAAAUAAACCAAUAUUAUAUGAAGUGAUACAUCUUUAAACGUAAUUAUAGUUUAUAGUUAGCCAUUUCAUUCCGGGUAGGGUGUAAUACGGACAGUGAUUAUUAUUUACUAUCAAGUAUAGACUCUAACAGGUUUCGCUAUAUCGGGUUUGUUUUCUUUUCAAGUUAUAUAAUAAAACAAAACUUCAGGAUAUGAAAGUAAAUAAUUCGACAGACAACGUGUUGUAAAUCUUCAGUUAAAUAACCUUUUUUUUAAAAAAAAAAAUCCCGUGACAAUUGUCGAAUGGGAAGAUAUUUUUGAUACAUUGUUCAAGUGAACUGUUGAUUUGAGUGACAGGAAAGUGUUUUAAAGACAUACGUUGUGAUAGAAAAUAACAGGGUGGAUCAUAAUGGCUCAGACUGAUUGGGUUGUUUAUGGAAGUCCGUUGUGGCAUAAAGAUACUGUUCAAGAAAAUGUCAAAGACCUUCCAGGGCCAAAAGAACUUAUAACGCUUGAAAACAAGUUUGUGAACGAUGCUAUACGAACCACGGUGUACUAUUACCCCAGGAAAAAGCCAAUCAUCCCGGUGUACAGUGCCAGACAGGACAAGUGUGCCAAAGCCUAUUUCCAGUCACCACUUGUCAAAAGUUUACUCAAGAGAGAAAGAAUGUCAGAUGAUGAGAUGAAGACAAGAGAGAUGUUAAAAGAGGAGAAAAAUAUAAAUAAGUUAUCACACAGAAACCGAAUUCAAAGAACACCCAGCAUACAGGACAUCCGGGCAAGAGAAACUAAAUUCACAAACGACGCAAUUGUAACAGAAAAAAGACGAACAAGGUUCAAAGAUAUAAUCCCCCAAUACGACGCCUCCUCAGACCGCCAUUGUAAAGCCUACUUCAAGAGAAAAGAUGUUCAACAAUUACUAAAUGUUACCCGAUCAGCAGAAGAAAAUAAGAUGGAAAAUUAUUGGAAUAGAAAAAUGACUAUAGCCAAACGCUACAGCCUGUUUGGUAGAGAAAAUGCACUACCCCAGCCGGAAGUGUGACUCCAGGAGUAACUCCGUCCAUACGAACACCAAGACAGACGCCAGGAGCGACCCCUUUUUGAACAGAAUGACAGACGACAGAUCAAAAUCCGCUAAGCGACAUAAUAAAUUAUAUC